Molecule: messenger RNA, 1446 nt
Organism: Cetraspora pellucida
Lineage: Eukaryota; Fungi; Glomeromycota; Glomeromycetes; Diversisporales; Gigasporaceae
Source: the annotation of a GenBank genome assembly
AUGGAUGUUAAUAUAUUAUUAGAGAACUUAUCAGAAAAACUUGGUAAAAUGCUUAAAAAUGCCGAUGAUUUUAAUACAAUCAUUCGAGUUGGACAGAAUCCAAAUGUUCAAACGUUUUAUGCACAUUCUAAUAUCUUGAGAGCAUUGUCGCCUUACUUUAAUAAAGCGCUAUCGAAGGAUUGGGCCAAAAAAGAAGGCGAAAUGUUUGUUUUUGAAAAACCGAAUGUUUCGCCAUCUUGCUUUGAGACGAUACUCAAAUACAUAUAUACAGGAACUUUUAAUUUGGAUGAAAAAGAUACUCAGGAGAUAAUCGACAUUAUUAUUGCCUCAGAUGAAUUUAUGCUUUCUGAAUUCAUUCCUUCCAUAGAAUCAUAUCUCAUUGAAAAACGCUCCGAUUGGUUACGCACCAACAUUGAGUCAAUUAUUCUAACAUGUUCACAACAUUCUACCUUGAUAAAACUUCGGGACUUUUGUUUUGAGGAACUUUGCGACGAACCUCGAAGGAUUUUUAAUUCGCCAAGUUUCUGUUUGUUAAAUGAAUGUUUUAUGAUUUCUUUGAUUCAAAGAAAUGAUUUAAAUAUGAACGAAAUUGAAAUUUGGGAGUCCUUGAUCCGUUGGGGGAAAGCUCAAAUUGUAUCAAAUUUAAAAUUGGAUGAUCCACGAGAUGUUACUAAGUAUAGCCAGGAUGACUUCACAACAUUGAGAAAAACCAUUGAAAAAAUUUUACCAUAUAUUCGAUUCGAUCAUAUUUGUCCAUUAGAUUUUAAAGAAAAAGUUGUUCCUUAUAAAUCUUUAAUAUCUAGCGAUGCUUACGAAGAAAUUUUGUGGAAGUAUAUAAUUGAUAGCAAAUUCAAAUUUUCACCUUCGUUUCAAAGACGUAUCGGCAGUAUAAAUUCUAAAAUAAUCAAGAAAAAACAUGCCACCUUAAUUGCAAGUUGGGUCGAUCAAAAAGACAGUGCGUAUACUAAUGAUACAAUGCCAUACGAAUUUGUAUUGGAAAUUCGAGGCACAUACGACGGGUUUUCUUAUGAGGCAUUCAAAUACAAAGGAGAUAAUAUAAUUAACACAAUUAUUGUCGCACGAGUGAAGAACAGCAAAGAAGUAAUCGGUGGAUACAAUCCUUGUAUUUGGAGACAUGAUCGAUGGAAAAGUUCAGAAGACUUUUGGAGACCUGAUUCUAGAAGUUUUAUAUUCUCAUUUCCUGAUGGCGAAACAACAAAUAAUGCAAUUUUAAGUAGAAUUAAUCCGUAUUAUUCCAAGUAUGCAAUGUAUAUUAGAAAAAAUAACGGACCAGAAUUCGGAAAUCAAGAUUUCUACAUGAGCGGUCGUUUCGACUUGAAAACCGGUGUAAUAUGUAGAAAAACAUAUUAUUUAAAGAAAAUACGAGACAGUGAAGACUCUUUUGCAGUGGAUGAAUAUGAAUUAUUUAGAUUGGUUAGAAAAUAA